AUGGUCGUCGACGAAUCAAUUGUGAUCAGAGAAGUUUGGUCAGAAAACUUGGAAUCCGAAUUCGAGCUCAUCAGAGAGUGCAUCGAUCAGUACCCCUAUAUCUCCAUGGACACAGAGUUCCCCGGCGUCAUCUUCAAACCCCAGGUGGACCCCACAACUCGCCGGCACAACUACCACCUACGACCCGCCGAUCACUACAAGGUUCUGAAGUCAAACGUCGACGCUUUGAACCUGAUCCAGCUCGGCCUCACUCUCUCCGACGAAAACGGCAACCUCCCCGGUGGGUCCCAACGCUUCAUCUGGCAGUUCAACUUCAAGGACUUCGACGUGGACCGUGAUCCCCACGCGCCUGACUCGAUUGAUUUGUUGAAACGCCACGGCAUCGACUUUGAACGCAACCUAGUCGACGGGAUUGACUCGGCGCGUUUCGCUGAGUUCAUGAUGUCAUCGGGGCUGGUCUGCAAUGACUCAGUGAGUUGGGUGACGUUUCAUAGCGCCUACGAUUUCGGGUACCUGGUCAAAAUUCUCACGAGCCGGGACUUGCCGAGUGGGCUAGAGGACUUUUUGGGAGUUCUCAGGGCGUUUUUCGGAAAUAAAGUUUAUGAUGUCAAGCAUCUGAUGAGGUUCUGUGCUAGCUUGUAUGGGGGGUUGGACCGGGUUGCUAAGAUGCUUGAGGUGGACCGGGUGGUUGGGAAGUGCCACCAAGCCGGUUCGGAUAGUUUGCUGACGUGGCAUGCCUUCUUGAAGAUGAAGGAUGUGUAUUUUGUCAAUGAUGGGCCGGAGAAACAUGCCGGUGUAUUGUAUGGAUUAGAGGUUUUCUAA
Molecule: messenger RNA, 822 nt
Organism: Ilex paraguariensis (yerba mate)
Lineage: Eukaryota; Viridiplantae; Streptophyta; Magnoliopsida; Aquifoliales; Aquifoliaceae
Source: the annotation of a GenBank genome assembly